Molecule: messenger RNA, 1020 nt
Organism: Prosopis cineraria
Lineage: Eukaryota; Viridiplantae; Streptophyta; Magnoliopsida; Fabales; Fabaceae
Product: putative B3 domain-containing protein Os03g0621600
Exons: 4
Coding region: 1-1020 (339 amino acids)
Molecular function (GO): DNA binding
Source: RefSeq, a predicted model, not a curated record
AUGGACAGACCUGCACAGUCCCAAACGAAACGCAAAAACGCUACCUUCUUCAAGGUUCUGAUUCAAGAUUUCUCUACCUUCUUGCAAAUCCCACCGGCAUUUAACAAAGUGAUUGGCAAAGAUGUGCCAAAGAAAGCAAUGCUUGAGACUUAUUAUGGUAAAUCUGAAGAAGUCGAAGUGGAAAAGCGUGAGAAUCGAGUUUUUUUCUGUAAGGGAUGGAGUAAAUUUGUGGAGGACAAUAAAUUGGAGAAUGGAGAUUUCUUAGUGUUCAAAUAUAUGUCUGAUUAUUCAAAGUUCAAGGUCAAAAUCUACGGCAAAACUUGCUGCGAGAAGGAAUGUUACAAUGAUGUUGCUGGAGAUCAGACAAAUAAUAAUAAAAGAAAGAGAGAUGAGGAAGAAGAAGAUAAUGUGAACGAAGAUGAUGGAGAAACAUCGAAAGCUGCAAAAAGAAUUGAGACAGACUCUGAUGUUGAAGACGAAGCUUCUGAUGAAGAUGAACCCAUUGAUAUUGAAUCUGAUUCUUCUCGUCCUGUCGUCGUAGAAGGAGAUAAUGAUGAAAGAGAAGUUGCAGGUAAAUCCAAGCAGUCAACGAGUGAAGAGAGGAGGAAUGAAGAGGGCGAAGCAUUGGCUAAUGAUAAUCAAAUAGAAUUUAAAUCUGAGAAUCCUUUCUUCCAAGUCAAACUCAAAUCUUCAAGUAUCAGCAGCUAUCUGAAUAUACCAUUGAGCUUUUCGAGAGAAUACAUAAGGAAGGAGAGCCAAAGGCAAGAGAUAAAGCUAGAGAUGUCAAAGUGCAACAAAAUGUGGGAUGUGGGUCUGAUGGUGUUGUGGGGCCCAGGCAACAAGAAGGUUAUUGCAGGAGCAAGACUGAGUCAGGGAUGGAAGGGCUUCGUCUCAGAAUAUCAGCUGCAAAUGGGAGAUCUCUGCAUCUUUGAAAUGAUCCACCAUACUCAUCACCUUCUCUUCCGUCUUCAUGUUCAUCGAUGGGAUCAACAGAACCACAAGUUUAUUCACAUAUUUUAG